Chrysemys picta bellii (western painted turtle) is the source of this 3645-nucleotide messenger RNA. RefSeq names its product hepatic and glial cell adhesion molecule (gene HEPACAM). Lineage: Eukaryota; Metazoa; Chordata; Testudines; Emydidae. The record is from RefSeq and is a predicted model, not a curated record.
UGCCCGGCGUAACUGCCCUGCUGGUGCGUUUCAGGGAGAACGGCACAUGCAAUGCAGUGUGCGCUGCACUCUCGAGGAGCGAGCGAAAGGCAGUGUCAGCUGGGAUUCAGAAGCUCCUUGUUUUCAGAGGUUUAAGUCAGGCUUUCGCUGUUACUUUGUGUUUGAAGAUUUGGGGAUAUUGUUCAUUAUUUCUCAGUCCUGGCAGCUAAUCUCCUGACGCUGAGGAUGUAGGGUUCAUGAAACCAGAAAAUGUCAGGUCUGACCAAAAAAAAAGACAAACUCAACAACACACAGAGCUCUGUCUAUUCACAGAGGAGUUGGCAGGGCUGAGCGGUGGCAGACCAACUCCAAGCGGUACUGAGGGACGUGCCUGGAGUGGACAAAUCAUGCCAAUUGUCUGCGAGAGGGACCUAAAGCUAAACCCAAAAUGAAGAGAGAAAGGGAAGCCUUGUCCAGAGUCCCUAGUGCUCCAGGUUUCGUACACUUAGUGUGCCUUCUUCUAAUCCACCCAGGUCUACUGGAAGGCGUCAAUAUCACCAGCCCAGUUCUCCUCAUCCAUGGCACAGUUGGCAAACCUGCCCUGCUCUCGGUGAGGUACACCAGCACCAGCAGCGAUAAACCUGUGGUCAAAUGGCAGCUGAAGCGAGACAAGCCUACCACAGUGGUACAGUCCAUCGGCACCGAGAUCAUUGGCAACCUGCGCCCUGAUUACAAGGACCGGAUUAAAAUACUUGAGAAUGGCUCCCUGCUGAUCAGUCACCUGCAGCUGUCAGACGAGGGCACCUAUGAGGUGGAGAUCUCCAUCACAGAUGACACCUUUACCGGGGAGAAGAACAUUAACCUUACCGUGGACAUUCCAAUUUCAAAGCCUCAUGUUGUCCUUGCAUCAUCCACCGUGCUGGAGCUAAGUGAGUAUUUCACCCUGAACUGCUCCCACGAGAAUGGCACAAAGCCCACCUACACCUGGAUGAAGGACGGCAAGCCCCUCAGCAACGACUCACGGCUGCUUCUCUCCCACGAUCAGAAGGUGCUCACCAUCACAAGAGUCCUCAUGUCUGAUGAUGACAUUUACAGCUGUCUGGUAGAAAACCCCAUUAGUAGCGGGCGCAGCGUCCCGAUAAAGCUGACGGUGUAUAGAAGGAGCUCCCUCUACAUAAUCCUCUCCACUGGGGGCAUUUUCCUCCUCGUCACCUUGGUGACGGUCUGUGCCUGCUGGAAACCCUCCAAAAAAGACAAACAGAAGCUGGACAAGCAAAGCUCCUUCGAAUACAUGGAUCAGAAUGAAGAGCAUUUAAAGCACGAAGUUGAGAUUGUCCCCCGCAGCGGAGAACAUGAACGCAGGAAUCCAGUCGCUCUCUACAUCUUAAAGGACAAAGAUUCUCCGGAGGCGGACGAGGAUUCCCCUCCGGAUGCCAGAACCGCAGCCGAGCAAGGACCGCCCAGCUACUCCAGCUCUCCUCCUGGCAGAUCCCCAGGUCCCCCUGUUCGAUCGGCUCGCAGAUAUCACCGCUCCCCAGCCCGAUCUCCAGCCUCCUCCAGAACACACAAAUCCCCGCCCAGGUCCCCAGGCUCUCCGGUGCGCUCCCGGAGCGCUACACGCAUGCUGCGGACUGCUGGCGUUCAUAUCAUCCGGGAGCAGGAGGAGGCCAACUCUGUCGAAAUCAAAGCCUGAGGGCCUCCAGCUCAUGUGAACAGGAAGCUCCCGCUGCCUAGGAAUGUGUCUCUAGCAGGUGGCAGUGCGUUGGUUUCAGGCGUGUGUAUGGCCGCGUGUUCCGGGUGGUGAAUGGGGCCCAGGUACUGCCUGUAGAUAAAGGGGAAUCGCGUUGCUCCGCUGGCUGGAUGAGCCCAGUUUAAAAUUUACUGUAACCUCAAUGUUUAAGCUUCAGCGAGUUUAAAGACACUAAUUUGCUAUUUAACACUCUAGAGCAAUCCCAGGCAGCUCACUAAGGUUUGGCUUUCUGGGGUGUCAAACUAAUUCCCUCACACUUGAGAUCUGUCCCUACGCAGCUCUACCUGUGUAUGCGUGUGCGUGAGAACCUGUGCGUGUGUGUGUGCAGCUUAGCAUGAGUAGGCGUGUGUGAGCAGGCCUGCUUCCGAGUGUGACUGUCUGCCUGAAUGUGCCUCUCGGUGUGACAUUAUGUGAGCCUGUGGGCAAGUACAUUUGCACGUGAGCUUGCACACACGCCCCUGUGGGCUGAUGUCGGCGUGGAGCGUGUCUGUGGGCACACACGUGUGGCCAUGUCUCUGUGUGUGUGUGGAGGGGGUUGUCUGCAUGUGCUAAUCAUUGGCCGGGGCUCGCAGACAUUCACAAAGCAUUGCGGUGCUGGUUUCAGAGCUGUGGGAAGGGAACGGAGGCCUAGGACUGUCAGGACGCUGCUUGGUGAGUCGUUGCUCAUUUACAGAGCUUGCUGCGGGGCUGGAAGGCCCGGUAGAGUCAGCAUGUUGCUGAAGCUAGUCCAUGCUUGUGCCGGAGUUUGGCUUGAUGGCUGUUUUCAAUGGAGCCACCCGGUCACCGAAUGCCAGGGGUUGGGCUGUGCCACUUUCCCCUCAAGGCAAACACAGGAUGUGGACGUUAGGGUAGAUCACAUUCCAGACCAGGCCUUUGCACAGGGGCUUAGUCCAGAAAAGGACACGACCCCCCUCCAAGAAGCCGGUCAGUGAUGUCUGCGCUCCCCCUUACCUCCUUUUCUGCAUCCGAGUCACAGCAAGCUGGAUUUAAACAUGCCCCAAAUGAGCAGGACUCCAGAGACUCCUCUGGUGUGUGAGUGUGCCCCUCCAGCAGGCUGCAUGUGCACACGCACAGGCCGCUGACAAGAGCCGUCCCAGAAUUAAGCAUGCUCCGUCCUUCCAUGUGCCAGCAGCCUACAGCAGGCAGAACGAAAGGCCACUGGGUGGAGCUGACAGCCACAAAGAAGCUCACUGUGGGUUCCUGAUCAUUACAGGGGACCCCAGCCGCAGCGUACUUUAAAGCAGCCUCAGAUCUAAAUUUGCUGGCUGGCUGUGGCCCCAAGGGGGCACACACUAGCUGAGAAUAGCGAGUGCAGUAUGACCAGGGCUGCACAAGGGCCGGCGUAGGAGCUGGCUGUUCCAGUUGGGACCCCUCCCCGCACCUAUGCCAAGGGGACUCCUGCAGCUUUCCAGCCCUUUGCCCCACCAGACAGCGCAGAGGGCCCAAAACAGCUGCAUGAAGUCACUGCUUCAGCGAGCGCAGAUGUGAGUCCUGGCCCCACCAGGCCCCCAGCCUCAUCCCCUCUUUGCUUGGGCCAGCAGAGCCAGUCAGCUUUGCCAUCCCAGAAGGAGCUGCCCUCCACGGCACUGCCCCUUGGUGAAGCUACAGGUGCAGGCUGGCGUGUGACACCCUGCUGCCUGCAGGGUCAGCUCCACUGACUUCCUAUAGGGCAGCCCCCAGGCGGGGGGCGGGCGGAUGGGGGCCUUUCGAGGUCCCGGACUGGAACUCCAGGUCACUAGCACAGCUUGGGGUAUGUUCUCUUGCUGUGAAAUAGCUUUAUGUCCCGUCUCUGACAUAGAGCUGCAUGUUUCCUCACAGUCUGCUUGCUUCUAGCACGCUGGGCCUUGGGAUUUGCCUGACAGGUGUCUAGUUAGCCCGACUGCUGUCUUCCCUUUCCCCGCCAGCUCUGCCAUGUC